Molecule: messenger RNA, 645 nt
Organism: Macrosiphum euphorbiae (potato aphid)
Lineage: Eukaryota; Metazoa; Arthropoda; Insecta; Hemiptera; Aphididae
Source: the annotation of a GenBank genome assembly
AUGGCUGGCGAAGUUAUCGUCGAUGCUCUUCCGUAUAUUGAUCAAGGGUACGACGAGCCAGGCAUCCGUGAAGCUGCGAUCAGUAUGGUAGAAGACGAAAAACGUCGUUACAGACCGUCGAAAAACUAUCUUGAACAUUUGCCGGCACUCAAUAUAUCAGCGUUUGAAACUGAAAUGAUGCGCACAGAGUUUGAUAGACUUCAGCAGCGUUUGCCUAUGGAAACAAUGAGUAUGAAACGCUAUGAGCUACCUCCACCACCAGCUGGAAAACUCACGGACAUGUCUGCUUGGAAUGAAUGUUUAGAAAACUCAAUGGCCCAACUCGAACAUCAAGCUACGAGAAUUACCAACUUAGAACUUAUGACGGAUUAUGGUACAGAAGCCUGGAAAUCUUAUUUAGAAGUUCUAGUAAAAUGUGUUGCUGCUGCGCAAACACAAGUGGCUAAAUUGAAAAAACAAAUUCAAGAAGUAAAUUUCCAACGAAAAAAUGUGCAGAUGCAAGUGGGUGAAAAAUUACGAGAUUUAGAAGCCAAUUGGGUAGGGUUAGUGAGCAAGAAUUAUGAGAUAGAAUUGGCAUGCGCUCACUUGGAAAAACAAAUAAGAGCAUAUGAAUUGGCCAAUCCAGAAAAAAUGGACACUGAUUAA